Plectropomus leopardus (leopard coralgrouper) is the source of this 751-nucleotide messenger RNA. The record is from RefSeq and is a predicted model, not a curated record. NCBI's taxonomy places the organism in Eukaryota, Metazoa, Chordata, Actinopteri, Perciformes, Serranidae.
UGUCCCUCUCUCUCUCUCUGUCCGUCUGUCUCUCUGUGUCUCUGUCCCCAUGUCAGUGGACGGGUUCUGGUCCGGUUGGUCCAGUUGGAGCGAUUGCUCCUCUUCCUGUAUCCCAGCAGGCCGAGCUCCCACCAGGUCUCGCCAUCGCUCCUGCUCUAACCCCGCCCCCUCGACCAGCCCACCCGGCAGAGGUUGCCAUGGUGACGCCAGAGCGACAGAGAUCUGCAGCCACCUUCCUCACUGCCCAGUGAAUGGAGGGUGGGGUUCUUGGUCUCCCUUCUCUUCCUGUCCAGUUACCUGUGGGGUGGGACUUCAGGUGUCCCUCAGAAGGUGUGACAGCCCCGCCCCCAAACAUGGCGGGCAGUCGUGUCCUGGAGAGGGCCGUCGGACCAGCGUCUGUAGGACAAAUGUCCACUGUCCAGUGGACGGGACCUGGUCUGAGUGGUCGCCGUGGAAGCCAUGUAAAUUCCCGUUUGGUGCGAGAGAAAUCCGCUGCCUGAACCGCGGCGGGAGCCAGACCCGAGAACGCCAGUGUCUCCACCGGGCACACAACGGGUCCAUCUGCAACGGGGACGCCCUGACCGAGAGACGGGUCUGCUACGAUGUCAGCAGGUGUCACCUGAAGGGCAGCUGGGAGGGCUGGGAGCCGUGGAGUCUGUGCACGCCGGCCUGUGGCGGAAACUCCAGACGCUUCAGGAAGAGACGCUGCACACCUGAUUACAGCGGCUACAGGUGAGUUAAUGCUGACCCG